AGUUGUGAGGCGAUAUCGGAGAAGGUCGUGUCGGAUUAGCUCCCGUCCCAACAUUGCCCGGAUCUCAGAUUACAUCGCAACCCACAACUGACCUAGCAUGGCCUCUUCGACGGGAGCGAACGGAUCGUCGAAUCAAGCUAGGGGCUCGGGAUCGAGUCCCCAGGAUUAUGUCGUCCGGAUACCGAAGACAACAAAAAGACGAUUCCACGUCAUGCGAUUCCUUCAGAGUCGACAACAGACCGUUUCAGAAUGGACUCAGGUACGAAUGGAACGGGAGAACAACAUGAAAGAGUACCGAACAGAAACUGAUGAGCUCCCAAAACACGGAGCUGGAUCUGAAUACGGUCGAGACCUGAAGGAGGAAGCCCGUCGCAAGAAGUUCGGAAUCGUCCGGAAGAAAUACAACCCGGACGAUCAGCCUUGGAUGCUGAAUGUUGGUGGAAAACAUGGGAAGAAGUUUAAAGGUGUUCGUGAGGGUGGUGUCAUGGCCAACGCGUCGUAUUACGUUUUUUCAAAAGCGCCUGACGGCAUUUUCGAGGCAUACCCCGUAGACGAGUGGUACAAUUUCACUCCCGUCCAGAGAUUCAAGGCCCUGACAGCCGAAGAAGCCGAGGACGCAUUCAGCCAGAGAGACAGAAUCAUCAAUCAUUUCGCUAUCAUGAUCAAUAAGAGGAUGGCCGAGGCUCAGGGCCAAACAGUUGAGGAGGAGAAGGAAGAAAAGACCUCUUCAAAGAAAAGCCGAGCGAGCCUCCAGAUAUCGGACAUGGACGAAUGGGUGGGUGAUUCUGAUUUCUCGGCGGGGAGUGAGGAAGAGGAAGAUACGGAGCGCAAGAAGAAGAAACGUAAGAACGAGAAGAAGAAGGACAAGAAGAACCAGGAAAGCGAUUCGUCAGCCAAAGAAGAGUCUGAUGAAGGAGACUUCGAUGAUCGCGAAGUCGAUUACAUGACCUCCGGCUCGGGUUCCUCCGAUGAAGAGCCCGAAGACGCGAAGGCCAACAAACAGUUGAAGGGCGUCGAAGACGAGGACGCACUCCGUCAGCUGGUGCUCUCAGACGAGGAAGAGGAAGACGAAGAGCAAAAGAAAGAGGAAGGGGAGGAGGACAACAAGAAUGGAGAGGACGACAAGAACGCCGCUUCCAAGGACGGCGCGAACAAAGACGAAAAAGAGAAGAAAUCGAAGAGUUCGGACGAGAGCUCGUCAGAGAGCUCGGAUUCGGAUCUGGACGAUCAAAUUGGAAACAGCGCUUUGUUCAUGCAGGGCAAGAAGAAAGACGGUAACGGGUCACGAUCUGGAACACCGACGAAGGAAGUUGCGGGCAAGAAAGGCAAGGCGGCCGCCGCGAAACGUAAGAAGGAAAGCACGCCUACCAAAGAAGGUGCCCUCUCGACCGCCGCAGGCACCAGUGCGACGGAUACCCCUGCUCCGAAGAAACCCAAGAUAGAAUUGAAUCUCGGGGGCAGCGCGAGCAACAUGCCGGCCGGUACCUUAGCAGCUCAGCAGAGCCCACCAUUAUCGCAGAUCGAUGGCAUCAACGAGGAGUCCAUCAGGAGGUACCUGAUGCGAAAACCGAUGACGACGACCGAACUUCUGCAAAAGUUCAAAUCCAAAAAGACCGGCUUAUCGUCACAACAACUCGUCGACAUGAUCGCACAGAUUCUGAAGCGUCUGAACCCCGAGAAGCAGAAGAUCAACGAGAAGCUUUACCUUUCGAUAAAGCAGUGAAUAAUAUCGCCGACACCUCUGGAAGCGCCAUCGCCAUUAGUUAUCAUCCUGGAGCACCUUGAAUUUUCCUCCCAUGUUCGACCGAUCGGAAGAGACGGUUCACGAAGAAGAACCGGAGUUCCUGGGAUGCGUAGGAGAAGAGAUGACAGUCGCCCGCCGAGUAGAGUGAUUCUUUGUAGCAGCAGAGUAAUUUCGGUAGGCUCGGCUCGAGGCACUGUCCGGAGAAACUUCGCAUCGGAACUCUCAACCUCUGAUGGGGGGCACUCCAUCAGGAGGCGCGGUAAGACCGCUCGCCACUUAUAGGAUGCCCCAUCUGUUUAUAAUACUGUAUAUUGCGUUUUUGAUCAACUUCGAAUGCGAUAUAAA
This is a messenger RNA of Galendromus occidentalis (western predatory mite), 2089 nucleotides long. RefSeq names its product transcription factor IIFalpha (gene TfIIFalpha). Lineage: Eukaryota; Metazoa; Arthropoda; Arachnida; Mesostigmata; Phytoseiidae. The transcript has 9 exons. Gene Ontology annotation, molecular function: RNA polymerase II general transcription initiation factor activity; TFIIF-class transcription factor complex binding; DNA binding. The record is from RefSeq and is a predicted model, not a curated record. Gene Ontology annotation, cellular component: transcription factor TFIIF complex; nucleus. Bases 98 to 1723 code for a protein of 541 amino acids. Gene Ontology annotation, biological process: positive regulation of transcription elongation by RNA polymerase II; transcription initiation at RNA polymerase II promoter.